UUCCCAAUUUUCCAUUUUCCAAUAUUUUCUCUCUUGAACUUGACUCAGCUGGUUUCCCAUGGCGGACUACGGCGGAGCAAUUUCUCUAUCCCACCAACCUCCGACCUCCUCCUCCUCCUCCUCCGACCACAACCCUCCAACCACCACCAGACCAAAACCCAAAACCCCAAUGUCGUCAACCGACAACUCAUCCAUCAAAAAGCCACGUGGAAGGCCACCUGGAUCAAAGAACAAACCAAAGCCUCCAAUAGUUAUAACCAAAGAGAAUGAAUCAAGCAUGAAGCCUGUAGUGAUCGAGAUCUCAGCCGGAAACGACGUCGUCGAUACUCUCCUUAACUUCGCUCGAAAACGACAUGUCGGCCUCACUGUCCUUAGCGGCUCUGGCUCCGUUUCUAAUGUUACGUUACGACACCCUAUGUCGCAUUCUACUAAUUUAUCCCUUCAUGGACCUUUCAGCCUUGUUUCUCUUUCCGGCUCUUUUCUUGCUAAUACGACGCCGUUUUCCUCUAAACCUCUUUCUUCCUCUUCCUCUUUCGGGAUUUGUCUUGCUGGCGCUCAAGGUCAGGUAUUCGGCGGCAUAGUUGGCGGGAAAGUGACGGCAGCGAGUCUCGUGGUGGUGGUUGCAGCGACGUUUAUAAAUCCAGUGUUCCAUCGACUGCCAAGCGAGACAGCGGAGGACGACGAGGGGGCAAAACCCGCCAUCAACACUACCGAUGAGUCCCCCGUCGCAGCAACUACAACAAGCUCGGCAACUCCGAUGGCGGUGUGCAUAUACAAUGCUCCAUCUCCCCCGGACCAUGCAAUGCCAUGGGGGCCGAGUUCUCGAUCAUCUUAUUGAAACCCCUAUUCAACAUAACAUACACAUCUUUGGUGAUGGUGAUUAUCGUCAACUAGGAACUGAUAUUACAAAAAUAUGUCUUUGUUGGGAGGCUCAAUUUUUUGUUAAUUGGUAAUGUUAAAUGUGAUUUUUUUUUCAAAAAAAAAUCAUUGUUGUUAUGUUUUUAUUCCUUUUUCUU
This is a messenger RNA of Benincasa hispida (wax gourd), 1016 nucleotides long. RefSeq names its product AT-hook motif nuclear-localized protein 28-like. The record is from RefSeq and is a predicted model, not a curated record. NCBI's taxonomy places the organism in Eukaryota, Viridiplantae, Streptophyta, Magnoliopsida, Cucurbitales, Cucurbitaceae. Gene Ontology annotation, cellular component: nucleus. Gene Ontology annotation, molecular function: DNA-binding transcription factor activity; minor groove of adenine-thymine-rich DNA binding.